Molecule: messenger RNA, 1097 nt
Organism: Camelus dromedarius (Arabian camel)
Lineage: Eukaryota; Metazoa; Chordata; Mammalia; Artiodactyla; Camelidae
Gene: RHOD
Product: ras homolog family member D
Exons: 5
Coding region: 25-657 (210 amino acids)
Biological process (GO): small GTPase-mediated signal transduction
Cellular component (GO): cytosol
Molecular function (GO): GTPase activity; protein kinase binding; GTP binding
Source: RefSeq, a predicted model, not a curated record
CGCCCGGCCCUCCGCCGCCCCGCGAUGAAGGCGGCCCAGGCGGCGGGCGAGGAGGCGCCGCCCGGCGCGCGGUCGGUCAAGGUGGUCCUGGUGGGCGACGGCGGCUGCGGGAAGACGUCGCUGCUGAUGGUCUUCGCCGAGGGCGCCUUCCCCGAGAGCUACACCCCCACAGUGUUUGAGAGGCUCUCCGUUAAUCUGCAAAUGAAGGGCAAACCUGUGCACCUCCAAAUCUGGGACACAGCAGGGCAAGUCGACUAUGACCGUCUACGGCCCCUGUUCUACCCUGACGCCAGUGUCCUGCUCCUCUGCUUUGAUGUCACCAACCCAUACAGCUUUGACAAUGUCUCUAACCGGUGGUACCCAGAGGUGAAUCACUUCUGCAAGGAGGUGCCCAUCAUCGUUGUGGGCUGCAAGACUGACCUGCGCAAGGACAAGUCGCUGGUGAAGAAGCUGCGGAAAAAUAGAUUGGAGCCUGUGACCUACCACAGGGGCCAGGAGAUGGCGCGGGCCGUGGGUGCAGUGGCCUACCUCGAGUGCUCGGCUCUGCUGCAGGAAAACAUCCACGCCGUCUUCCAGGAGGCUGCUGAGGUGGCCCUUAGCAGCCGCAGUCGCAACUUCUGGAGGCGGAUUACCCGAAGCUUUUGUGUGGUGACCUGAUGGCUUGGGGCCCUCCCUCCCCAGCAGUACAGGAAGGAGCUGGGCACUGACUUUCUGCCCAGUUGGCCAGGCUGGACCCAGUCCCCAGGCUGUGACCACCAAAUCAUACCUCAAACAGAUAGGCACCACCAAGGCCGGGUCCCCGACCCUGGGGGUAGGAUCCCUGGACCGGAGCGAAACCCCACAAGGCCUGGGGAAGGGGGUUCCCGGGCUCACCAGCCCUGUAGAGGGCUAGUCUUAGAGACCCCGGAAUCACUCCCAGCUCCCAGCCCCAACCACACAUCCUGGAGCGGCCUGGCGCCACCUCGCGGCUGUUUCCGGAGCUGCACCUUCAGGACUCAGCGGUGCUAGGACCCUCCAGCCAGAACUCACACCCCACUCUGUCCCCCUUCACCCUGCCCAUCCUAGAGGUAACUGUAACACUAAAAUGGCAUCCCUUG